Messenger RNA from Stegastes partitus (bicolor damselfish), 4861 nucleotides. Its product is annotated as kalirin-like. Gene Ontology annotation, cellular component: extrinsic component of membrane; cytoplasm; postsynaptic density. Gene Ontology annotation, biological process: intracellular signal transduction; axon guidance. The record is from RefSeq and is a predicted model, not a curated record. The transcript has 32 exons. The annotation marks the transcript as partial. Lineage: Eukaryota; Metazoa; Chordata; Actinopteri; Pomacentridae. Gene Ontology annotation, molecular function: guanyl-nucleotide exchange factor activity; protein binding.
GGAGGAGGAGCACCGGGCCGAGCGGGGCGCGCGAGGUUUCGUAACGUGACAGACGGACGAGCAGAUGAACCGAGAAGCGCCGAGAUUCUGGAGGAAUUCGUUUCCUCACGCUGCGAACACGCGAGCGUCGGUUCUGGUGAAGCGCUGCACAGAACCGGGCUUCAGGAAUGUUGAUGUGAUAACGAGAUUAAAGCCCAGACCUUGUCUCUCUGCAGGAUCCUUCAGGACCGAAGGCAUCAAGGCGUCCGACGUCCUUCCGGUGCUGAAGGAGAAAGUCGCCUUCGUGUCAGGUGAGCCUCAGAGGUCCAAACAAACAGGACAUGUCCACGAUGAGACACAACACGUCAGAAAGGAGGCACAAAAUGACCAGAACACGACCCAGCUGGUUCUGGUUCUGGUUCUGGUUCUGCCCAGUGAGGACGUGUGUAAGCGCGGCUUCACCGUCAUCAUCGACAUGCGCGGCUCCAAGUGGGACCUGAUCAAGCCUCUGCUGAAGACGCUGCAGGAGUUCUUCCCGGCCGACAUCUGCGUCGCUCUCAUCAUCAAACCCGACAACUUCUGGCAGAAGCAGAAGACCAACUUUGGCAGCGCCAAGUUCUCCUUCGAGACCAGCAUGGUGUCGGUGGAGGGCCUGUCCAAGCUGGUGGACCCGUCCCAGCUGACGGACGACUUCGAGGGCUCCCUGGACUACAACCACGAGGAGUGGAUGGAGCUGCGGGUGUCUCUGGAGGAGUUCAUGUCCAACGCCGUCCACCUGCUGUCGCGACUGGAGGACCUGCAGGAGCUGCUGUCCAAGAAGGAGUUUCCUGCCGACGUGGAGGGAUCGAGGAGGCUCAUCGAGGAGCACACCCAGCUGAAGAAGAAGGUGCUGAAGGCUCCGGUGGAGGAGCUGGACCGGGAGGGCCAGAGGCUGCUGCAGUGCAUCCGGUCCAGCGACGGCUUUUCAGGGAGGAACUGCAUCUCAGGUUCCGCUGACUUCCAGAGCCUGGUGCCGAAGGUGGCCAGUCUGCUGGAUAAGCUCCACUCCACCCGGCAGCAUCUGCACCAGAUGUGGCACGUCAGGAAGCUGAAGCUGGACCAGUGCUUCCAGCUGCGCCUCUUCGAGCAGGACGCCGAGAAGAUGUUCGACUGGAUCAGCCACAACAAGGAGGUGUUCCUGCAGAGCCACACGGAGAUUGGCCGCGGCUACCAGCACGCCGUGGAGCUGCAGACGCAGCACAACCACUUCGCCAUGAACUCCAUGAACGCUUACGUCAACAUCAACCGGAUCAUGUCGGUGGCCGGGCGGCUGGCCGAGGCCGGACACUACGCCUCGGCGCAGAUCAAGCAGAUCUCAGGCCAGCUGGAUCAGGACUGGAAGAGCUUCGCCGCUGCACUGGACGAGCGCUCCACCAUCCUGGCCAUGUCGUCGGUGUUCCACCAGAAGGCUGAGCAGUUCCUGUCCGAGGUGGAGGCCUGGUGUAAGGUCUGCAGCGAGGGGGGGCUGCCCACGGAGAUGCAGGAGCUGGAGAUCGCCAUCCACCGACACCAGAGUCUGUACGAGCAGGUGACCCAGGCUUACACCGAGGUGAGUCAGGACGGUAAGGCGCUGCUGGACGUCCUGCAGAGACCUCUGAGUCCUGGAAACUCCGAGUCCCUCACGGCGACGGCCAACUACUCCAAGGCGGUCCACUGCAUCCUGGACGUGGUCCACGAGGUUCUGCACCACCAGCGGCGUCUGGAGAACAUCUGGCAGCACCGGAAGGUCCGACUGCACCAGAGGCUGCAGCUGUGUGUGUUCCAGCAGGACGUCCAGCAGGUGAUGGACUGGAUCGAGAACCACGGCGAGGCCUUCCUCAGCAAACACACCGGCGUGGGCAAGUCUCUGCACCGGGCCCGGGCCCUGCAGAAGAGGCACGACGACUUCGAGGACGUGGCUCAGAACACGUACACGAAUGCAGACAAGCUGCUGGAGGCGGCAGAACAACUGGCUCAAACCGGAGAAUGUGACCCAGAAGAAAUCUACAAAGCAGCGCGACACCUGGAGGUCCGGAUCCAGGACUUCGUCCGCCGGGUCGAGCACAGGAAGCUGCUGCUGGACAUGUCGGUGUCCUUCCACACUCACACCAAAGAGCUGUGGUCGUGGAUGGAGGAGCUGCAGAAACAGCUGCUGGACGACGUGUGCUGCGACUCGGUGGACUCGGUUCAGACUCUGAUCCAGCAGUUCCAGCAGCAGCAGACGGCCACGCUGGAGGCGACGCUCAACGUGAUCAAGGAAGGAGAGGAGUUGAUACAGCAGCUCAGAGAUGCGGCCAUGUCGACCAACAAGACGCCGCACUGCAGCUCCAUCGCUCACAUCCAGGGGGUGCUGCAGCAGCUGGACGAGGCGCAGGGCCAGAUGGAGGAGCUGUUCCACGAGCGCAAGAUCAAGCUGGACAUCUUCCUGCAGCUGCGCAUCUUCGAGCAGUACACCAUCGAGACAGUUUUGUGCAUCGAGCUGACCGGGGAGAAGGACAUGGAUCUGGCCUCCCAGGUCCAGGAGCUGCUGGAGUUCCUCCACGAGAAGCAGCAGGAGGUGGAGCUGAGCGCUCAGCACACCCACGGCCGGCUGGAGCAGAGCCUGCAGCUGCGCCACCUGCAGGCCGAAGUCAAACAGGUGCUGGGUUGGAUCCGUAACGGCGAGUCGAUGCUCAACGCCAGCAUGGUGAACGCCAGCUCGCUGUCGGAGGCCGAGCAGCUGCAGAAGGAGCACGAGCAGUUCCAGAUGGCCAUCGAGGUGACUCACCCGCUUCCUGGUUCUGGCCGGGUCACGGCCGAGCUGGACGCCUGGAACGAGGACCUUUCCCGUCAGCUGAGCGACGCCGGCCGUUCGGGCGGCGGUGGUAGCGGUAGCGGCGGGAGCGGCGGCGCCUCCUCUGGCGGCUCGGAGGACAUCGGCCUGGCGGAGCAGCGGCUGAAGCGUCACGCCGAGAGGAAGGCGGCCAUGAACAACAUGACGUACGAAGUGAUGCAGCAGGGCCAGGACCUGCACCAGUACAUCAUGGAGGUCCAGGCUUCAGCGAUCCUGAACGAGCUGCUGCAGCGGGAGAACCGGGUUCUGCACUUCUGGACCCUGAAGAAGCGCCGGCUGGACCAGUGCCAGCAGUACCUGGUGUUCGAGCGCAGCGCCAAGCAGGCGCUGGACUGGAUCCAGGAGACGGGUGAGGUGUACCUGGCCACGCACACGGCGCCCGGCGACAGCAGCGAGGAGACGCAGCAGCUGCUCAGCGACUGCCAUCACUUCAGACUCACGGCCAAGCAAACCAAGGAGAAGGUGAAGCUGCUGAUCCAGCUGGCCGACAACCUGGUGGAGAAAGGCCACGCCCACGUGUCGGAGCUGAAGCGCUGGGUCAGCACCGUGGACCGCCGGUACCGGGACUUCUCCGUCCGCAUGGCCAAGUACCAGGAGAGCCUGGAGAGGAGCCUGGGGGUCAGCUCAGAGGACAACAAGGACCUGGAGCUGGACAUCAUCCCGGCCAGCCUGAGCGACGACCCCGAGGUCAAGCUGCGAGACCCGAACCACGAGAUCAACGAGGAGAAGAGGAAGUCGGCCCGGAAGAAGGAGUUCAUCAUGGCCGAGCUGCUGCAGACGGAGAAGACCUACGUCAGAGAUCUGCACGAGUGUCUGGAGACGUACCUGUUUGAGAUGACGAGCGGCGUGGAGGAGGUCCCGGCCGGCAUCGCCAACAAGGAGCACGUGGUCUUCGGCAACAUGCAGGAGAUCUACGACUUCCACAACAAGUGUUUGGGGAACGUUCGUAAGCUGCAGCUACUGAAGACUGUGUGCAGCGUGCUGGAGAGCCUGGAGCAGGAGUACCGGCGCGACGAGGACUGGUGCAGCAGUCUGGACAAGCUGGGAGCUGCAGCCGACAGCGAGCACCUCCUGCCUCUGAUCAGCAAACACCUGGAGCAGAAGGAGGCCUUCCUCAAGGCCUGCACUCUGGCUCGCAGGAACGCCGAGGUGUUCCUGAAGUACAUCCACCGGAACAACGUGAGCAUGCAGGGAGCGGCCGGACACACCAGAGGCCCGGAGCAGCAGGUCAAAGGUCAGUGGGACGGUCCGGGUCGGACCUCAGAGUCCUGGACGUCCAGUCCUGCAGCUCCUCAGUCUGCUUCUCUGUUUCACGCCAACUCCCUGCAGAAGACCCACCAGAGCGCCCUGCAGGUCCAGCAGAAGGCCGAGAUGAUGCUGCAGGCGGGCCACUACGACCCGGAGGCCAUCCGGAGCUGUGCAGAGAAGGUGGCCGUCCACUGGCAGCAGCUGAUGCUGAAGAUGGAGGAUCGUCUGAAGCUGGUCAACGCGUCCGUCGCCUUUUACAAGACGUCCGAGCAGGUGGAGCCUCACGGGAAGCAGAACGUCCUCGUUUCCAGGGAGGGAGGUGAGGACGGGGACAGCCAGGGAGACGGCAGCAGCCAGCCGGACACCAUCUCCAUCGCCUCCAGGACGUCCCAGAACACCGUGGACAGCGACAAGGUAGGAAACGUUUCUAAAGAAGUGGAACCAGCUGACGGAGACGAGCUGAUGAAGUGCAGCUGUUCAGAGCUACAGGGUUUCCUCCAGAAUCGACCAGAAUCAGGGGCUGCUCAUGAACCCGGCUCUACCGCCUCCCUGCGUGUUCUGGUGGGGUUCUGGUGGAUCACCCUGGUGUCCCUCCUCGGAGCGUCUGCCGGUCAUAUGACUGAGCGGCGCUCGGUGGAGCUGCAGCACAAAGCUGGCUGUGUGCAGCGAGGGCGGGUCGGCUCUCAGAGGGAGUUGUCAGGAGGCAGAGCGGCAGCGAGCAGCGAGCAGACGGACGACAUGCCAAAGUGGAUGAGCUUCAAACUGUUCAAGGAGAGCAGCAGA